Molecule: messenger RNA, 4157 nt
Organism: Chelonoidis abingdonii (Abingdon island giant tortoise)
Lineage: Eukaryota; Metazoa; Chordata; Testudines; Testudinidae
Source: RefSeq, a predicted model, not a curated record
GGCCCGGAAGCAGCCGGUGGGAGCCGCGCGCUGGUGUUGCCGUAGCGGCGGGGAGGAUGCGGGGUGCCGGGAUGGCUCGUACGGAGUGAGGCAAAGCCCGAACCUCCCACCCCCGGCUCCGCUCUGGCUUCAGGUUCCUUCUCUCUGCGCUGCGGCGGGCGGAGGCGGCGCAAGGAGAAGCCCAUGGAGGGGAACCGGGACGAGGCGGAGAAAUGCAUCGAGAUCGCCCGGGAGGCGCUGGAGGCCGCCAACCGCGACCGGGCGCUGCGCUUCCUCCACAAGGCCCAGAAGCUUUACCCGACCGAGACCGCCCGAGUUUUGUUGGAAGCAAUUAUGAAGAAUGGAAGUGCUGCUGGGAGUGCUCCGUACUGCCAAAAGCCAGCAAAUGGCAAUGAUCAAAGUAAGCCUAGUAGCACAAAGGACAGCAGUGCAUCUGCUGCAGGUGAAAGUGGAAAAGGCUACACCAAAGAUCAAGUGGAAGGAGUACUCAGCUGUAAUUACAGAACAGCUCUUACGGUUGAUUUGUUUGAGCACUCUUUGUUCCCUGUUUCAGAAAUUGGAAACGCAUAUGCUGUGCUGAGCAAUCCAGAAAAACGAAAGCAAUAUGACCUUACAGGCAGUGAAGAGCAGGCAUGCAAUCAGCCUGGCAAUGGUAGAUUUAAUUUCCACAGAGGCUGUGAGGCUGAUAUUACUCCAGAGGAUUUAUUCAAUAUGUUCUUCGGAGGAGCGUUUCCAUCAGGUAGCGUACAUUCAUUUUCUAAUGGUCGAGCUGGCUACAGUCAUCCUAAUCAACACCGUCAUAGUGGACAUGAGAGAGAAGAGGAGAGGGGUGAUGGAGGCUUCUCUAUGUUCAUCCAGCUGAUGCCUAUUAUUGUAUUGAUCCUUGUCUCUUUGUUGAGCCAGCUGAUGGUUUCUAAUCCUCCUUAUGCCUUAUACCCAAGAUCUGGUACAGGGCAGACCAUCAAAAUGAAAACAGAAAACCUGGGUGUCAUUUAUUAUGUCAACAAGGAUUUCAGAAAUGAAUACAAAGGAGUGUCAUUACAGAAGGUGGAAAAGAGUGUGGAAGAGGACUACGUGUCUAACAUUCGAAAUAACUGUUGGAAGGAGAGGCAGCAAAAAACAGAUUUGCUGUACGCAGCAAAAGUAUACCGAGAUGAUCGCCUCCGAAUGAAAGCAGACUCCUUGGCAAUGGACAACUGCAAAGAACUAGAAAGGCUGACCAGUAUCUAUCGAGGAGGAUGAACUAGAAUUUUAGCUGUGCAUCCUUAAGUACGCUAUUAUCUCUCUCCUGUCAAGUGAAGAAGAGAUUUAGUUUCAUCCUGAAAGCUGAAAAGAGGGUGGACGUAAAACUCUACUGUGUAGCUGUUUCCAGAAUCCUUAUGAUGAAAUUUCAUUUAAUGGCUUCUUUACCUACUAUGAAAUAUAGAACAAAGUCAGUUUACAUAUUUUAAUUGUUUAGAUUUUAUUUCAAAGGCUUCCGUGAAUUCUUUCAGCAGAGAGAGUAGCUCAGAAAGGAUGCCACUCUUGUAGAGCCUUAGUCAUAGUGGUUCUCCUCUAACAUUUGUCAUGUAAAUAUCUAUGGAAAGAACACUUUGUGUAUAUACAAGUUAAAUGACUUUCUAUUUAAAAUCUCAGAAAUUUAGCUCCAUAAAAUAUUUUGUUUCACUGAUGAAAUAAAUAGUAUGACUACAUCACUCCGUAUUCAGAUGUCAACUGUGAGUAGUUUAAAGAAAAAAUUUUAAACACUUUAUCUGUAACUUUAUGUACAAUCUUCAGGCUUUACCAGCUGAGAAGAACUUGAUAUUUUAAAAAUAUAGCAGUAUAUAUUCCUAAAUAUAUGUUGGGAUAAAUUGAUUUGGCGUAGAGUAGCAGUUAGCUGUUGUUUUUAAGAAUUUCUGACCAAUACUAAGAAAACUAAGAGCUUCACUAAUCUCUUUUAAAGGUAAAUAUUUGUAAAGUGCUGUACAGAAGUUAUGAACGUUGCUUUUAGGACUUGGAGUAAUUUACAGCAACCCUGCCCUUUGGUAUUUCAGUAGAAUACAAGUCUAUAAGGAUGUUGAACAUGCAUUCCCAGGUUCCUUAUUUUUCACUGAAAAGGUAGAAGGAAAACCUGCAAUAGUAAUUAGAGUUUUAAAAAAAAAAAAAAAAAUGUUUCCUCUGGGGUGAUUUGCAGUUUCUCAUUUCACGCUAGUAUCCUGAAACUAAUUCCCUUUCACUCAUCACAAGUGGAACAGGAAAAUCACUGCUCAAGUCAAGAUUUGUGCCUUUUAACACUUCUGACAACUAACUAUUAAAUGCUUAGCUGGUUUGUAAUCUGCUGUGAUCAGAGCUCCACAAAUUCGAUCAAGUACAGGAACAAGAGGCAGUUACAAGAUAGAAAGUUGUUUCAGUCCACAGUGUUGCUGGAUGGACUUCCUAUGAAAACAUACUAUUUAACUAUUAAAUAGAAUGAAGUAUAAUUUAAUUCUAUGGACUGAACAUGUAAGUUAUAUAUAUCCUCACAUGCUGUCACAAAGUAAGGGACAUUUUGAAAACAGCUGGAUACAGGGUGUAUGCUGCCUAUAGAAAUAAAUAAGUGUUUUGAGUAGGUGAAAUUUCAACAUCAUUGUACUGUUUGUCAACGCAACAUAGCAAAAUAUUGUGUCUUUCAUAUGCGAAUUCUGGCUGUUUGGUAAUAACGGCAGUACAUUGUUAGAGAAUUUCUCUCUUUAAAUUUAUCAAAUUGCAAGGAGACAUAACCUGAGAGUAGAAUUUAACAGUGUGACUACUUCAACUGAAGUCACUGCCCUAUUCACUUCAUUGGGCUUACUUUAGAUUUACACUGGUGUACUUUGUGAGCAUAGUUAAUCCUUAGAGCAACAUUAAAUGCUGCUAAUUUGAGCAGCCCUUAAGCCUUUUGUGUGUACCUUUUCUAAAGUGUCUCACUGGAAAUGCCCAGUAUUGUAAAUGGUUGUGUAACGUGGAACAGGCUGGCUAGUGACGUAAAAAGCUAAUAGCUAAACCAAAACAUUCUUGGUCUUUUGAAAGUAGUCUUCAUAGUACAAAUCGAAGGUGAACUUCAAAGCGAAGAGCUGAAAACUGAAACCAAGCAGGGUUUCUGUGCUGAAUGUCCUCACUAACCAGGUUUUGGGGCAAGGAGAGAGGAAUGAUGUAUCUUCGCAUUCAUCUGUUUAUUUUAGAAAUCAUCCAAAUGUUUGCAGUUUGCCUUAGAAGUAAAGCAAGCAAGCAAAUGUGGAUUCCCUCAAUUCUAAAAGUAUCCUGAAAGCAUCAUAAAUAUGCUAAUUUGGAAAUCAAAAUAACAUCAAAGAACUUGUCAAAUUCUCUAUAUUGUCUUAGUAGAGGAAUUUUUUCAAUGGUCUUGAACAAAUGCACUGGCCUCCUGUUUCAUAGAUACACCUGUAUGCUUGUGGGUGCCAUUUUUUCAGUGAACACAAAGGGAAAUGAUUUCGUAGUGUGUCUAUAAAAUAUUGGGGCUGUGAAACCACAGUUAAGAAAUGUGUUUAAUAAAGCUGCUUACAAUAAAGAUAUAGUUACUGCACAGUUAGAACUAGGCUGCUACAUUCCAUUGAAUUAUAAAUUAUUAGAAAAAUAAUUACCUUUCUAAGAAUAUUCUGUUUCAAAAACAUGUUUUGAUUGGUUGCAAAUUGCUGCUUAACACUUGCUAGAUUAAGUAUUUGCAGUCUCUCUUACUGAGACCAGGGUAUGAGGACUGGGGAAGUAUGGAUAUUACUUCCCAUACCUGCCUACCUUAAAGGUAAUCUGUAAGGAUUCUUUUAAAGUUGCACAGAACCUGAAUUUCUCAACCAAAAAACAAGCUGAGAAAAAUCAUUUAACAAAACAGAUCCUUGUAGACCAACUUGAUAUGUAAUAAAGAAGCAAAGCCAAGCCCAUUUAUUUCCUUUGCAACAGUGACUUCUAAAAAAAAUCCUCACAAAAUAACAUCUCUGUUUUAGUCAGUUGAGAACCCUGAUUUGUUACCAGUUUAAGGUAAUAUAGAUUUUUGCACAUUUGGUAAACAUUUCAGUGGAUGUUCUGUUUGAUUAACUAAAACCAAACUUAAAAGUGAAUUUAGGACUUUAAAAAAAAAAACUUAUUUUUAAGAUUAAAAAGACAAAGUUUAUAGCCAUUAAAAUAUAGGUAGCACUUUAUUUUAAAGG